Physcomitrium patens is the source of this 594-nucleotide messenger RNA. RefSeq lists its product as uncharacterized. Lineage: Eukaryota; Viridiplantae; Streptophyta; Bryopsida; Funariales; Funariaceae. The record is from RefSeq and is a predicted model, not a curated record.
AUGGGUAACUAUAUGUGCGUCAGCGGCAUAAAACAACAAGUGCAAGACGAGUGGGACGAGCCCCCGAGGAAGGUUAUCCGACCCGAUGGAACAAUCGAGGUAUUCAGGAGAGUAGUGACAGCUGGGAUGCUAAUGAAGCAGUAUCCUGGUCACUCGGUGUGUCAUUCAAGUGCCAUGAUAUCUGCUCUCACUACAAAAUCGGUCUUACCCGAAGAUAAGGAGCUCGAAAGCGGGCGAUUAUACUACGUCCUUCCCUCUCACAAGUUUCAAGACAAGGAACCAUCUUCGCCAGCCGGGGGUAGGGCUAUGACCCAACGGCGUGGAACGCUCACAGUUGAGAUCAAAUCGUUACCCGGAUUCGCACAAGUAACAGUCAAAGGCCGAGCUGAACUUAUGGACGACGAUUCUGAUAGUCCGAUCAUCAGCUACUCCACACCCGACCUUCGAAGCAUGUAUUUGUCCCAAAGGUCGCAACCGAGCCUCACACGGUCGAAUUCCUGGAAACCAAGGCUGGAGACUAUCACCGAAGUUGGUAGCGCUUCACGUCGACAUAUUCGGAAUUUCAUGCGGGGCCGCGAUGUGCUUAAGAGCUAA